AUGGAUAUUGCUGAUCAAAUGACAACACUUCCAACACAAAAGUCCAUCUUUGACUUCAGUGAGGUGGAUGCUAAUGGGAAUGCAAUAUCGCUGGAGGUGUACAAGGGGAAAGUGUGUCUGAUUGUGAAUAUAUCAUCAAAUGAUGCUGCCACUUUGGGUAAAUUUAAACAAUUGGAUACACUAAAUCGAAAGUAUGAGGAUCACGAUUUUGCCAUUCUCCUGUUCCCGUGCUCACAAUUUGGCCCAAGGAAUUCCAUGAGAGAAAUCAUGAGUAUGAUCGAUAAAGAGCAUCUCCGCGUUGGUGACUUAUUCCAAGAAAUUGAUGUCAAUGGCUCAAAAGCGUCACUUUUAUAUAAGUUCCUCAAGGCAGAAAGACCAGGAAAUAUGGGUGGUUUUAUAAAUUGCAAUUUCACCGUAUUUGUCAUCGAUCGCAAUGGGUAUCCUGUGGAGCGUCUAAAUCCUAAUGUUCAUCCCUAUGUCUUGGAAGAUACUAUUGAAAAGUACUUUUAA
Phlebotomus papatasi is the source of this 510-nucleotide messenger RNA. RefSeq lists its product as uncharacterized. The record is from RefSeq and is a predicted model, not a curated record. Gene Ontology annotation, molecular function: glutathione peroxidase activity. The transcript has 2 exons. The coding region runs from base 1 to 510 and encodes 169 amino acids. NCBI's taxonomy places the organism in Eukaryota, Metazoa, Arthropoda, Insecta, Diptera, Psychodidae. Gene Ontology annotation, biological process: response to oxidative stress.